AUGUCUAUAGGACUCCAGCAUUUGCCAUACCUGACCUUAAGGGAGCCGUCAAAUCUAUUGAAAAGCAAUGAAUUCUUCGUCCGGGCAUUAUUGUCAUUCCUGUCGCUGAUAUGCCUGAUCCUAGUGUUGGCUGAGACCCAAACAGCCGCCUGUUCUAAGAGCGACAGACGACUGUCCGAUCAGAUGACUGCCCGUAAUAACAGUCACUCUCGAUUGGGUUUAUUGAAGUUUGUGAUUCUGUUCCUGUCGCUGAUAUGCCUGAUCCUAGUGUUGGCUGAGACCCAAACAGCCGCCUGUUCUAAGAGCGACAGACGACUGUCCGAUCAGAUGACAUGCUAUAAGAUAUACACCGGAGAUCUGUUCCUUCUGUUGGUUAACUUUUGCCACUUAUAUGUCAUCGUCUUAAUGGCCGUCACAUCCCUCUUCUCCAUUACCAGUGAAUCAUUGCUACCGAAGACUACUUUUAUGGGACAGGAAUGUGAAAUACAGGAUUACGUGUUUCAUCACUUGGCGUUUGGUCUAUACCUGAUUGCAGGCGUAUGGGUGCUGAUCGACUCAUUAUCUGAUGGCAGGACUGGUACCAUUAUAACCGGAUCGUUGUUCGCAUUGAUGUGUUCGGCCGGACAUCUCUUUCACGGCAUGUAUUCCUACACUAAAAGUUUGGACGUUUGAGAUGAACAUGGAUUUGAUAUAAAAGCUACCAUUACAUCAAUAUUUGAAACAGUAUUUCAUAAAUUUAAAAUCUAUAAUACUUUCGAUACAAAUAUUAAACAAAUUAU
Messenger RNA from Oppiella nova, 779 nucleotides. The record is from the annotation of a GenBank genome assembly. Lineage: Eukaryota; Metazoa; Arthropoda; Arachnida; Sarcoptiformes; Oppiidae.